CGCGUUUGUUUUGUGUAGUUUCUUUUUUUUUUUAAUUGUGAAAAGGAAAAUAUUUGGCGGCAAAAAGUCGGGUGUUUGCCAAGCAUCCACCCUCGAGCCCUGCUGAACGUAAACACAGAACGUAACACAUAUCGGGUGACGUCGCGUGACGUAUGGAAGAUAGGAAUUACGCUUACGACCCGGUUGGUCAGACCGGUGCGCCAGUCAACCAGCAAGCGUACAGAAUGGAGGCAGGACAACUGUGGCGGCAAUAUGUCAUCGCCGGAAUCGCGAACAUCGCGAUUGCGUCAACGGGUUACUCCAUGGGAUGGACGUCCCCUGUCAACCUGAAACUGCAAGCUAACGACACCACCAACCCUGUGGGCAAUCCCAUCACUAAGGAGGAAGAAGCAUGGAUCGGAUCCCUGCUCACUGUCGGUGCUAUCUUCGGCCCAUUCCUCGGCGGUUUUGCUGCAUCAAAGAUCGGUCGCAAAUGGGGUCUUCUGAGUACUGCCAUCCCUCUGUUCGUUGGUUGGAUCCUGAUCGCAGCCACCAAUAAUGUUGGCAUGAUAUACGGUGGCAGGAUCUUCUGGGGUCUCGCCGUCGGUAUGCUGUUCACAAUCUCACCUAUGUACUGCGCGGAAAUUGCUACGGAUGACUCUCGUGGUGCCCUCGGUUCGUUCCUGCAAGCGUUCAUCACGCUAGGUUACCUGCUGAUCUACGGUAUCGGUCCGUACGUGUCCUACAUGGUGAUCGCCUAUGUCGGUAUCAUCUUCACUGCAGUCUUCGUCGCCGGAUUCUUCUUUAUGCCUGAGUCUCCCUUCUACUACCUGGCUAAAGGUGACAGGGAAGCAGCUGCCAGCUGCCUGGCUAAGAUCCGAGGCCGCUCCCAUGAGGGCGUUCAGGCCGAACUUGACCUAAUGGCUGCUGAUGUCAACGCAUCUUUGGAAAAAACUGCUACGGUCGCCGAUGUAUUCCGUGGCAGUAAUUUCAAAGCGUUCUACAUUUCGUGCGCUUUAGUAUUCUUCCAGCAGUUCAGCGGUAUCAACGCCGUCCUCUUCUACAUGACCAAUAUCUUUGAAGCUGCCAACUCAAGCCUCGACUCUGCCAUCGCUACCAUCAUCAUUGGUGUCGUUCAGGUGAUUGCGUCUUGCAUCACACCUCUGGUGGUAGACCGACUGGGCCGUAGGAUCCUACUCCUUAUCUCCGCUUCCGGAACUGCUAUUGGACUGGGUCUUUUAGGCAUGUUCUUCAUCUUAUCCGAAAAGGGCAGUCCCGUUGUGAGCAGCAUUGGUUUUCUGCCGAUCCUCUCCCUCGUACUCUUCAUAGUGACUUACUGCUGGGGUCUGGGACCCCUACCUUGGGCUGUCAUGUCUGAGCUGUUCCCCAUUGAAGUGAAGGCCAUUGCCUCGCCCAUCGCCACCGCCUUCUGCUGGGUUCUGUCCUUCUUGAUCACCAGGUACUUCAGUGCCAUUGCCUCAGGCCUCGGUAUGGGUGGCACGUUCUUCAUCUUUGGCGCGUGUUGUGUGGCCGCCUUCUUCUUCACGCUGUUCCUUGUGCCAGAGACCAAGGGCAAGAGCUUCCAGGAGAUCCAGGACAUCCUGUCUGGCAAACCAUCCAAGCUGGAGAAGGCAUAAAGUGAUAGCUUAAAGUGAAUAUUUUGUUUUAUGUUAUUAUAAAUAAUCGCUAGCUGUUAGUAUUACUGCAUCGGGUCACCCCACGCAUAGGCCGUGACAAUUGGAAUACUAGAGGAUAAAAGAAUACUAAAUGAACAAAACGAUUUUUUAAAUCGAUUUUACAACAUUCUAUCCCGAAUCCGAUAAUCGAUUUAAAAACAUUCGGUUCCGAAAAUCGAUUCCAAUAACCGAUUUUACAAGAUUCGGUUUCGAAAAUUCAUUUUACAAAAAAAUCUAAGGAGAAAUUCCUAGUUCCCAAUUGAUACGGUUGAAACUUGUUUAUUGGAGAUCAAAAAUCGUCCUCGUAAUUUAUUCCAGUGAAAUUAUAUUUUUAUACAUACGUACCUAGGUAAUAUAUUGUUUGGUCUCCAACUUACAAGAUUUUUUUUUCAGUUUAAUGCUAAGCCAAGUUUCUGGUCUUUGAAAAUGGGAGGGGCAGAAACUUUGCCACGCCUUAGACUUGAUUUUCAACGAAACAAAACAUUUGGACCAAUUUUUGUAAUAUGUAUUUUAAUGAGAAUAGUAAUUUAUAACCGUUUAUCCCUUUAAGAAUAUUUUAAUGUUCCUUAGUGUUGAUCGGUAUAUAAUGAUCAGAGACAUCCGUCAUUUUUAGCGAUACAUGAGAAUGGUAACACUGGAAAACGAAAUGACAAAAAAUCAAUGAUCGAAUUUUUAUCUGACAGAAAAAGACCAGCAUGCAAUUUAUAAUAUGGUUUUUAAAAGAUUGUGUUUUAAUAUUAACGUCCAUUUUAACCUGCAAAUCGAAAAUGACAUUGACAGACAACACAGUGUUUCCAAUUUUAAAAAACGCCUGUAUGCUGCAUAAAUCAGUGUUGCCAUUAUCGCGAAUAAGAUACUGUAAGUUAUACAAUCACAUUGUAAGUACAAACUAGUGAAAGCAGGGAGCGGACGGACGCAACUAUUUGUGAUAGUAGCUAAUUAUUUCUAUUGUACAUACCUAUUUAAUUAUUUUUUAUGUCUAAACAUUAUUUUGUUACGAAUAAAUUGUUUUUUAUUGUGUUA
Molecule: messenger RNA, 2678 nt
Organism: Spodoptera exigua (beet armyworm)
Lineage: Eukaryota; Metazoa; Arthropoda; Insecta; Lepidoptera; Noctuidae
Source: the annotation of a GenBank genome assembly